AUGACUGCAAAGAAUCCUCGUAUCAGCAACUCUCGUGCAUUAACUAUAGUAAUAAAACUAGGCACCUCUUCAAUAUGCGAAGAAGAGACACAUUUACCUUUACUAUCAAACCUAUCCCUCCUGAUCGAGACAAUAGUAAAACUACGAAAACUAGGACAUCGAGUUGUGUUGGUGACAAGUGGAGCGAUCGGGGUUGGUUUAAGACGACUUAAUAUGGAAAAGAAACCGAAGAAGCUGUCGGCCAUACAGGCAGUUGCGGCUGUUGGACAAGGUAGAUUGAUGCGAAUGUACGAUGACUUAUUCAGUCAGCUGAAUCAGCCCAUCGCGCAGAUUCUCUUGACGCGUAAUGACAUUGCUGAUCGUACACAGUAUCGAAACGCUGUAAACACAUUCUCGGAGUUACUGGCUAUUGGGGUGGUGCCUAUAGUAAAUGAGAACGAUACGAUUUCUGUUAGCGAAAUUAGAUUUGGUGAUAAUGAUACUUUAUCAGCGAUAGCAGCCAAAAUGGUUAACGCGGAUUAUUUGUUUCUAAUGACAGAUGUAGAUUGUUUGUAUACCGAUAAUCCGCGCCUGAAUCCUGAUGCCAGGCCGGUAGAGAUUGUUGAGGAUGUUGGUGCAUUAAGAGAGCAAGUAAAGAUAACUUCACCUGGCAGCGCAUUAGGCACUGGCGGAAUGAUCACAAAAUUGACAGCGGCCGAUCUCGCCACAGCAGCCGGCGUCACAACAAUAAUAUGUCGCGGCUCGACUCCACAAAACAUCUUAACCAUAAUUUCGCAUCUUUCCAUAAACCCCACGAUUACAACGUCAGACGAUUCUUCCAUCCCAUUACAUACGCGUUUUCUCGCCAAAAAAAACCCAUUGACAGAUCGUAAAUGGUGGAUAUUGCACGGACUACACACGGCCGGCACCUUAGUGAUUGACGAAGGAGCUUACAAAGCGCUCACUCGGCCGGGCCAGUCGAGCAGUUUAUUCGCUGCUGGGAUUGUGAGGGUUGAGGGGAAUUUUAUCGCCGAUCAAGCGGUUAAAGUUGUAGUGGAUUUGAAGAAACGAAAUUUGGAUAGUAAUAAUGAUGGAGCUAGUGGAAAUGAUGAUUUAUGUGCUGAAGUGAAAGAAAUUGGUAAAGGAUUAGUGAAUUAUUCAUCUGUUGAGAUAACAAGAAUUAAGGGACACCAGAGUUCUGAAAUUGCGGAGUUGUUGGGUUACGCUGAUUCUGAAUGUGUAAUUCAUAGGGAUAAUUUCUCGAUAUUUGUAACUUAG
Ambispora leptoticha is the source of this 1257-nucleotide messenger RNA. The record is from the annotation of a GenBank genome assembly. NCBI's taxonomy places the organism in Eukaryota, Fungi, Glomeromycota, Glomeromycetes, Archaeosporales, Ambisporaceae.